AUGGAGGCCAUCGCGAAACUUGAAGACAGGGAGAUCGAGAAAGUCCUCUUUCCCACCCUCGGCGCCUUUCUGCCAUUACUGGCACAAAACAAGGAUGCGAUUGCGAGUGUUCCAGUGAAGACGUUCACCUACGGAGGCACCCCAAGGCACCAGCUCGAUGUUUACUAUCCUCCCAAUCCCACAAGCGGAGCGAGCCCUGUCCUAUUCUUCAUAUACGGGGGCGGGUUCACGAGUGGCGAACGUACAUUGCCUGGCCCGGCGAGCCUGGCGUACGCUAACCUGGGGGCAUACUUUGCCCGGAAAGGCUUCAUCGUCGUCGUCCCCGAUUACCGACUCGUACCCCACGUCAAGUUCCCCGGGCCAGCUGAAGACAUCCGUGACGCCGUAACAUGGGUCGUAGAUGACCUGAACAAGUCGAGCGGUGCUGGUCUUCCACAAGCAGAGACGAACUCGAUCUUCAUUGCGGGUCAUUCAGCUGGUGCGGCCCACACAUGCACAACCGUUUUCUACCCUGGUCUGGCCCCGGCUGAACUGAAGCAACACAUCAAAGGCCUCGUUUUGAUGUCUGGCGCCUAUCACAACUUUCCCGCCGGAACUAAGGGUGAUUUCGAAGAUCUCAAGGACGUAUAUUGGUCGGGGGAAGAGCACAUGAAGAAGAACGAGCCGCUGCAGUUACUUCAGGGUGUUCCGGAGUCAGAGGUGGCGAAGAUACCUAGUAUAUUGCUGGUGGAAGGCGAACGGGAACCUGAAUGGCUGCAGAUCGUCGGGGAAGACUUCUACAAAGAGGCGUCGAAGAGAGGCGUUCAUGCAGAGAAGUUAAUCGCCAAGGGGCAUAAUCAUAUCAGUCUCUCCAUGGCGUUAUCGUCGGGACAAGGAGAGGAGUGGGCUGAUACGGCGGCGGAAUGGAUGCUGGCAAGACUCAGCUCGUAA
Molecule: messenger RNA, 930 nt
Organism: Pleurotus ostreatus (oyster mushroom)
Lineage: Eukaryota; Fungi; Basidiomycota; Agaricomycetes; Agaricales; Pleurotaceae
Exons: 3
Coding region: 1-930 (309 amino acids)
Source: RefSeq, a predicted model, not a curated record